AUGGCCAAUAGAGUCAUGGGGUGGCAGUCUCGGAUCGAAGAGUUCCGACACAUCUACCACGACUGCAUCUCCAUCGGUUGCAGCAUGGCAACAUCCCAGGACGAGGUGACCGUUGAUCUUGCCUUGGAAGCCAGGUGCGACCUGGGGGAAUCCCCCGUCUGGGAUGGCAAGACCAACACCCUGUACUUCGUGGACGAGGUGACCGUUGAUCUUGCCUUGGAAGCCAGGUGCGACCUGGGGGAGUCCCCCGUCUGGGAUGGCAAGACCAACAACCUGUACUUCGUGGACAUAAAUAGCAGAACCAUCCAUGGCUUCCAGCCGGAGACUGGCGAACACUUCACCAUCAAAGCAGAUGAGCCGACCGGGACGAUCGUGCCCACCAACGACCCCACAAAGAUCCUGGUGGCAACACAGAGGGACAUUCUGGUGGUCGACGUGCCUGGCCGCAAGGUGACGAAGCAGGCGAUCGCCACCACACCCAAAGAGCACGGCACAGAGGGCUUCAGGUUCAACGACGGAAAGGUGUCGCCCUCCGGGACCCUCCUGAUCGGCCGCAUGAGCAACAAGUGGAGGAAAGGAGCGCGUGGCAGGCAGUACCGACUCGACCCCGGCUCUAGCACGCUGGUGGAGGUGAUGAGCCCCGAGGAGGUGCAUCUACCCAACGGCAUCGCCUGGGACGGCGCCAAGGGCGUGGUGUACUUCAUCGACUCGUCCACGGAGGAGGUGCGCGCCUACGCCGCGGACGAGCAGGGCAUCAUGCGCCGCGGCGAAGACGGCGCGCUGAGCUGGCGCACGGUCACGCACCGGCCCAGCGGGCUCGCCACGGUGCCCGACGGCAUGACCAUCGACACCGACGGCAACCUCUGGGUGGCGCACGGCGAGAGCGGGGAGGUCACCUGCUACCACCCCGAGUCGGGUGCCGUGCUGCACAAAGUGCCGCUGCCGGUGCAGCGCCCCACCGCCUGCACCUUUGGCGGGCGGGACCUGGGCGACCUGUACGUCACCACCCGCGUGGAGACGGGGGAGGGCGCGCAUAAGCACCAUGGCGGCCUGUACAGGAUCAGGAUCCCCGGGGUCCAAGGGGGUGGCGCCCGCGGCUCGUACGGCCAGGCAGUGGCCGUGUCAACUGCAAGUCUGCGGCCUCGUCAGACAAGCCUGCUGCCCAGGAUGACUGGAUGA
Molecule: messenger RNA, 1179 nt
Organism: Auxenochlorella protothecoides
Lineage: Eukaryota; Viridiplantae; Chlorophyta; Trebouxiophyceae; Chlorellales; Chlorellaceae
Product: Regucalcin
Exons: 6
Coding region: 1-1179 (392 amino acids)
Biological process (GO): L-ascorbic acid biosynthetic process
Molecular function (GO): calcium ion binding; gluconolactonase activity
Source: RefSeq, a predicted model, not a curated record